Molecule: messenger RNA, 6149 nt
Organism: Dicentrarchus labrax (European seabass)
Lineage: Eukaryota; Metazoa; Chordata; Actinopteri; Moronidae
Product: regulator of nonsense transcripts 1
Exons: 24
Coding region: 170-3520 (1116 amino acids)
Biological process (GO): nuclear-transcribed mRNA catabolic process, nonsense-mediated decay
Cellular component (GO): cytoplasm
Molecular function (GO): RNA helicase activity; RNA binding; DNA binding
Source: RefSeq, a predicted model, not a curated record
CAAACGGAAUGCAGCCGUAGUCGAGGCUCUUUCUAUCUCUGUCUCACCACCAGUGUUUGUCAUUUUCUCAUCAAUAUUCUGCCUCCGUUAUUCGGUGUCUCCUGGAAUAGCAGCAGUUUGAGGAACAAUCGUCGGAACGGGUAAAAACCGUAAUUAAGAAGGUAUAAACAUGAGUGUCGAGGCGUACGGGCCGAGCUCGCAGACUCUAACGUUCCUUGACACCGAGGAAGCCGAGCUGCUGGGAGCGGACACCCAGGGCUCCGAGUACGACUUCACCGAUUUUACCCUGCCGAGCCAGACCCAGACCCAAGGCCAGACCCAGAGUCAGCUGGACAGCCAGGUUAAUGGACCUGAUGGCGUGCUACAGAAUGGAGACGACCCCGUGGUAAAAGCCAGUCAGUUGCUGGCAGAAUUGAACUUUGAGGAGGAUGAGGAGGACACCUACUACACCAAGGAUCUUCCUAUACACGCCUGCAGUUACUGUGGGAUUCAUGAUCCAGCCUGUGUGGUCUACUGCAACACCAGCAAGAAGUGGUUUUGUAAUGGCCGUGGAAACACAUCCGGCAGCCACAUUGUAAACCACCUGGUGAGAGCAAAGUCCAAGGAGGUGACCCUGCAUAAAGAUGGCCCUCUGGGGGAAACAGUACUGGAGUGCUACAACUGUGGCUGUCGCAAUGUCUUCCUUCUGGGCUUCAUCCCUGCCAAAGCUGACUCAGUAGUGGUGUUACUGUGCAGGCAGCCAUGUGCCAGCCAGAGCAGCCUGAAGGACAUCAACUGGGACAGCUCGCAGUGGCAGCCUCUCAUCCAGGACCGCUGCUUCCUGUCCUGGCUGGUCAAAAUCCCGUCAGAGCAGGAGCAGCUCAGGGCUCGUCAGAUCACCGCCCAGCAGAUCAACAAGCUGGAGGAGCUCUGGAAGGAAAAUCCCACUGCCACUUUGGAAGACCUAGAGAAGCCUGGUGUGGAUGAGGAGCCCCAACAUGUGCUGCUCCGCUAUGAGGAUGCGUACCAGUAUCAGAACAUCUUUGGUCCUCUGGUGAAGCUGGAGGCUGACUAUGAUAAGAAACUCAAAGAGUCCCAGACUCAAGACAACAUUACGGUCAGAUGGGACUUGGGCCUGAAUAAAAAGAGAAUUGCUUAUUUCACUCUUCCCAAGACAGACUCAGACAUGCGACUGAUGCAGGGAGAUGAAAUUUGCCUGAGGUACAAAGGAGACCUGGCGCCUCCAUGGAAAGGAAUUGGACAUGUCAUCAAAGUCCCUGAUAACUAUGGUGAUGAGAUCGCCAUAGAGCUAAGGAGCAGUGCCGGGGCUCCAGUGGAGAUCCCACACAAUUUUCAGGUCGACUUUGUGUGGAAGUCCACUUCCUUUGACAGGAUGCAAAGUGCCCUGAAGACAUUUGCUGUGGAUGAGACGUCAGUGUCUGGUUACAUCUAUCACAAACUGCUGGGACAUGAGGUAGAGGAUGUGGUCAUCAAGUGCCAGCUGCCCAAACGCUUCACUGCUCAAGGCCUGCCUGAUCUUAACCACUCACAGGUGUAUGCUGUGAAGACAGUGCUGCAGCGUCCCCUGAGUCUGAUCCAGGGUCCUCCUGGAACAGGGAAGACAGUAACCUCUGCGACCAUUGUCUACCACCUGGCUAGACAGGGCAACGGACCAGUGCUGGUGUGUGCUCCCAGUAACAUUGCCGUUGACCAGCUGACAGAGAAGAUCCACCAGACAGGUCUCAAGGUGGUGAGGCUGUGUGCCAAGAGCAGGGAGGCCAUCGACUCUCCUGUGUCUUUCCUGGCUCUGCACAACCAGACCCGUAACAUGGACAGUAUGCCCGAACUUCAGAAGCUCCAACAGCUGAAGGACGAGACUGGAGAGCUGUCCUCCUCGGACGAGAAGCGCUACCGAGCUCUGAGACGCACUGCUGAGAGGGAGCUGCUUAUGAAUGCAGAUGUCAUCUGCUGUACCUGUGUUGGGGCGGGGGAUCCUCGUCUGGCUAAAAUGCAGUUCCGCUCCAUCCUGAUUGAUGAGAGCACCCAGGCCACCGAACCAGAGUGUAUGGUGCCUGUCGUCCUGGGGGCAAAACAGUUGAUUCUGGUGGGUGAUCACUGCCAGCUGGGUCCUGUUGUUAUGUGUAAGAAGGCAGCUAAAGCAGGUCUGUCCCAGUCUCUGUUUGAGCGUCUGGUAGUUUUGGGGAUUCGGCCAAUCCGUCUGCAGGUCCAGUACCGCAUGCACCCAGCCCUCAGCGCCUUCCCCUCCAACAUCUUCUAUGAGGGCUCUCUGCAGAAUGGAGUCACUGCCGGGGACCGUGUGAAGAAAGGCUUCGACUUCCAGUGGCCGCAGCCUGACAAGCCUAUGUUCUUUUAUGUCACACAAGGCCAAGAGGAAAUUGCCAGCUCUGGAACGUCCUAUCUCAACAGGACUGAGGCAGCGAAUGUGGAGAAAAUAACCACAAGGUUGCUGAAGGCUGGAGCAAAACCCGAUCAGAUUGGCAUCAUUACGCCCUACGAGGGACAGAGGUCCUACUUGGUCCAGUACAUGCAGUUCAGUGGCUCCCUCCAUACCAAACUCUACCAGGAGGUGGAAAUAGCCAGUGUGGAUGCCUUUCAGGGCAGAGAGAAGGACUUUAUCAUCUUGUCCUGUGUGAGGGCCAAUGAGCACCAGGGUAUUGGUUUCCUCAAUGAUCCCAGACGUCUCAAUGUGGCACUCACUAGGGCCAGGUAUGGUGUGAUCAUUGUGGGAAACCCCAAGGCCCUGUCCAAGCAGCCUCUGUGGAACCACCUGUUGAACUACUACAAGGAGCAGAAGGUCCUGGUCGAAGGCCCACUUAACAACCUGAGGGAGAGCCUCAUGCAAUUCAGCAAGCCUCGCAAGUUGGUCAACACCAUCAACCCAGGUGGUCGAUUCAUGAGCACAGCCAUGUACGAUGCCAGGGAGGCCCUCAUUCCUGGAUCUGUUUAUGACCGCAGCAGCAACGGACGUACGUCCAAUAUGUAUUUCCAGACCCAUGACCAGAUUGGUAUGAUUGGGACAGGCCCCAGUCCCAUGACUUCCAUGAACCUCCCCAUCCCCUUCAACCUUGUGAUGCCCCCCAUACCUCCGCCUGGUUACAUGGGACAGCUCAAUGGACCCACAUCAGGUCGUGGUGGAGGUAUGAAAGGCAAGGCAGGCAGUGGAGGAGGCGGAGGGACUCGAGGUGGUCGUCAAAGAAACCGUGGCAACAUGGGGAACCACAGCGGAGGGAAUGGAGGAGCAGACCGCGGGCAGCACGGAGGCCACAUGAGUGGCAGCCAGGCCAGCCAGGACCUGGGCUCCCAGCCCUUCUCCCAGGGGCCUCUGACACAGGGCUACAUCAACAUGAGCCAGCCGUCACAGAUGAGCCAGCCUGGGCUCUCCCAGCCUGAACUUUCACAGGACAGUUACCUAGGAGACGAGUUCAAGUCCCAGAUUGACGUGGCUUUGUCCCAGGACUCCACCUACCAGGGGGAGCGUGCCUACCAACACGGUGGUGUGACUGGACUGUCCCAGUACUAGACUGUCGCUGGAAAGGAGCUAGGCCUGUGUGAAGCUUAGUUCAUUGGUAUUUUAAUCUGGGUAAUAACAAAAAAGAACAAACAUGGAUACCCGUUUUCCACUGCUACAACCGAAGCACCACUGUGUGAAAGUAACAGGAGAGAGACCGUGAGAAACCAACCAAUCACAAGAGUGAGAGCAAAAAUGGGAGUAGAGCUGGACAGGAAGCGAGCAAGAGACGAGAGAGUGGGAGGCUGGCGGAGGAGAGAAGGCACUGCUGCUCACACGCGAAGACAUGGCGAAGGAGAAGAGCUGUCGUUGUCGGAGCAGCGCAGUUGGAGAGGCGAGACCUUCGACAGGUCAAGGAGGGUGGAUGGUCCGAAUGAUUCUGGAGGGGAGGGGAAAGCGGGGCGACAGUGUCAUCUUGUCCCUUGUGUGCCCCUGAACCCUCGACGAUCUCCAGGCGGUAUGGUUGGGAAUCUUGCUCCAAAAGCUGAGAAAGAUGGAGAAGAGGUGUCUCACACAAAUGUCCUCCAAGCUAACUCAACAGGACGUCUUCUGUGACUUGGAGAGAGAGAGCGAAAACAAAAGGGGACACAACUCUUGAAGCAGUUGAUAUGGCAACUUUUUUAAACUCAAAGCUUGAAUUGAGGCUCUGCAUUUGAUCACAUCUAAGCAUCCAGGAGAGAAAAGUGUGGAAAACACUGUUUGGCUAUUCAAGUGAACUCACAAGUGCUUGUGGUGUUGUACAUUUAAAGAGCUCUAAUGAAAUCUGAGGAUUACAUAGCCACGGAUCAUUCGCUUUUCUUUCUCAGCUUUGAGUUAGAAAGUUUUCUAAAUAAAGGCUGUUCUCAUUGAGGUUUUCAGUGAUGUAAGCUAGCGCAGUUGGCCGUCUUUCAAGGCAGGUCUUUCUCAAGUUGGUCUGCAAAGAAACAAGUGGUGGAAUUAGCUCUUAUAAAAAAUAUAAACGAAAAGAAAAACAUCUUUGUCUCCAGAUUUGAGGAGGUGAGCUCCAAAGAUCUGAAUAUAGGGAGACAAUUUUGUUUUUGUUCUUCUAAAUGUAUCUUUUUAGUAGUGAAAGUGAUCACCAUAACCAACUUAUAACUGAAUGAAGCCAUCAUUCUUUUUCUGCUGACCCUGAAGCCACUUAAGCUAGCAGAUAGGCAUAAUCUUGAGCAUAUAUAGCUACAUGCAUCAAAUAAGCCAAAUGAAGAGGGCACUAAUCCCCAAAGACCUUUCUCCAAAAGUAAAAAAAAAAAAACAUGCGUACAAUGAGACUAUUUAUGUCCAAUUUAGGCACCUGAUUAUCGCAGUGAAGUGAAGUAAGAAAUCACUCUUGAGAGAAAUCAUGAGCUUUAGUUUUCAUCCUGUGGAGUACCUGACAUGGCUACUCGUUACAAAGGAUGGCAAAAACUUCUGAGGCCCAUCUUAGAAUAAAUGUGUUGAAGAGAAACUUGAUCAUAGAUUUCACCAUGUUUGGAAAGAGGCACACAUGUUGUAUAUGUUGUACAUGCAGUAUGACAUUUGGCAUAAAGGCAGAUUAUUAUUAAUCUGUUAUUAUACUAAUAGUUAGAUUAUUAAAACAUGAAGACCCAAGUGUGUGAUUAUGUUGGUGGGACUUGAGUCCAGAGAGGACCGCAUUUCUUCCCCUUGUUUUUUCUGUCCUAUGUUGUCCUGAAGUCUUGAACUUAUGGAGAAGUGUGAAACUCAUUAUUAGUAGUGCAUUAUGUAAACACAGAACAGUUAGUUUAUUCUGUAACUCUGGUAAAUGUUAGUGAACAUGGUGUCUUAGUUUCAGUGCUUUAGAUGGACCUUAGUGAAAUUUCCAUGCAGCUUGUUUUUUUUUAUCAGUGUCUCAUUUUCCUCUGAGAUGUACUAACUCUGCUUUACUUGAACAAUUCAAAUCAUUUUCAUGUCAUAUGAAAUGCACGACACUGAAAAAUGUCAUCAUCAAAACACCAGUCUUUUUCCUGACCGCGGCCACCUUUCCUCUGACCUAAAGCUGGGUUAAAUAAGUGUAAUAUCCACGGAGGCACGGAGCACAGAGCUCUAAAAACAAGUACUCUGGCUGCAAGAGAAUAAACAACAGCCGCAGGGAUUUAAAUGUGUUUCUGAAAAACAUGUCACUCAAUAAGCGUUUUCAUAUUCUCACAAUAAUGAAUUACAAACCAUUUUUUGGCCAACUUCAGCUGUGCAGGAGGUACAUCUUACUGAACAGGACAUCCAGUUAAUAUUUAUACCCUAUUAUUGAUUAUCUGUAGAUUAGUAGAUCAUCUGAUUGCUGUCUGAAUUUAUGUUACAUCCUGUGUGGAUAAGCUCAUCACUAGCUAGAUUCACCUGUUCAUUGGUCUAACAAUAAAUUAUAAUUUAUUUUUUAAAGGAAAUAAAAAAGAUCCCUUACCAACACAUAGAGUAGUUUUUGCAUGUCAUAUGACUUAGAGGUUUGAGUUCUUCUAUACUUUUGCUCUGAUAAUCUUUGUUUGGCUUAUUUAAAACAACUGAAAAUGAAGAAGUUUUGUGUUUGCCACUGGGCUGCACCAUUUUGUUUUUCUGCCCACACUGAUUGAUGUUUUUAAAGAAAAAUUAUGCUCACAAAGAUUCUCCUGUUGAUAAUCUUGGAAAAUUAAAGUUUGCUUCUUUUUGCUCCUUA